This is a messenger RNA of Caenorhabditis sp. 36 PRJEB53466, 2250 nucleotides long. NCBI's taxonomy places the organism in Eukaryota, Metazoa, Nematoda, Chromadorea, Rhabditida, Rhabditidae. The record is from the annotation of a GenBank genome assembly.
AUGAGGAGCGCCGCCGCUUUCCUCGCCUCGAUUACUGUACUCUUUCACGGUGAGUAAAAAGCCACGUGGCAUUCAGAACGGACCGUUUGCAGUGAGUCACGGAGGAAUUCUCGACAGAUCUUGCGGUCGACGGAGAGUCGGAUACAUAACUUCGUGGGGAAAGCAUCCGUUCAGGGACGAUCAGGUUAGACAUCUGGCAAUCGCGCUCUACCGCUCACCAAGUGGAUUCAGGGCUGAAUUGAAAAGGUCGCGGCCGCGUUUUCACUGCAGUAGAGCGACAUUGCCAGACUUUUGGGAUACUAAUAGAGCCUCUGGUAUUCUUCUCAUCAAAGGGUUAUCUAUUCAGGCGGAAAAGUUGACCCAUCUUGUAUUCGCGUUUUUCGUCGUCGAUUCGGAUGGAAGUGUCACUUUGGAAGGAGACGCUGCGAAACAGAGACUGGAGCACGUGAAGGAGGUGAGGGAGAGAGAACUGCCACGUGGAACCGGAGAGACUUCAGGUGGCCAGCCGACAUCCGGAUCUCAAGCUACUUUACGCGGUCGGAGGAUGGGAGAACUCGCAGUACUUUUCGGUUUUGACCGCUGAUCAUUCGAGAAGGCCAGCAAAGUCUUCUUCAAAUUCAUGAAGUUUCGUUUUCAGAUCAAUCCUCAUCGCCAAUUUAGUAAAGGCUAUCAGGGUUUACGGUUUCGACGGGGUGGACAUUGAUUGGGAGUACCCAGUUACGGGCGGAGCAGUCGAAGGAACGCCUGCGGACAGAAGGAACUACGUCAGUCUGAUGAGAGAGUUGCGGAAUGAGCUGAGGGACCUGGAGACGGAUACCGGAAAGUCCUACUUGAUAUCUUUCGCCGGAGCAGCUGGUCAUUGGGUGCUGAAGCCCGGCUACGACCUGCAACAACUCAUGAAGUACUGUGAUUUCGUGAACGUUAUGAGCUAUGACUACUUCGGAGCAUGGGCUUCCAAAUGGGGAGCCUACACAGGACCGCCGGCGCCGUUGAAUUUGCAAUGCCAAAAAAGUUCUCCGGGAGAAUGAACGUUCACGCGACAAUGAAGGACUACAGUUGCCAGAUCAAAGCUACCAACAAGGUACUCGAUUCUCCCUUGCCCAUCUGAAUUUCCCUGCUUUCCAGAUAAACAUGGGCGUUCCAUUCUAUGGCCGAUUCUGGAAGAACGUGGGCGACGCAGUGGAUUCUUCAGAUGACAUGUGGAGGACAGCGACGGCGACAAACUCGGAAGGAACAAAGUUCGAGGGAGGAGACGUGCAGUGGAGAGAUCUGCACGAGAAGUUCGACGCCACGAAGACAAAGUUCCAUUCUGGAUCCAAGACGCCGUUCAUCUGGAUUCCGGAACAAAAGACUUUUGUUGGCUACGAAAACGCAGAUAGUUUGAAGCACAAAGUGGAGUACAUUGUGGAGAACAACCUAGGCGGACUCAUGAUCUGGGCGAUAGACUUCGAUGACGACCAGGGCACUCUUCUGAAUGCGGCCACUUCCGAUUCCCUCUGCGCCACGUCUACAAAAUCAUUCAAUUACAAGUGUUCUCCAGUCGACGACAAGAGGUGGUGGACCUACGACGACAACGAAGAACUCGCAGGAAUGUGCGGAAAAUCAGCGCCGCUCAUCGAAGGAUACUAUCCAGUGUGCGAUCCAGACGAUCCGGGUCAUGCUUGCUGUGGAAAGUACGGCUACUGCGGAUCGGGCGCCGAGUUCUGCUCGUGUCCGGAAUGCAUCGAUUACGGCACAGACCCGAGUCUGAUUCUGAAGGAGCCGGUCAAACCGAGUCAGAAGAUAACCUGGUACACGGCGGACGCGGGAGAAGGGAAACGAGGAAGGUGCGGGAGGGACGUGCCGCCGAUGGAAGGGGAAGCUCCGACGUGCAAUCCGGAUGACGCGAACGCCCAUUGCUGCAGCAACGGCGGAUAUUGUGGCAACACGAAAGAGCACUGCGAAUGCAUCGGAUGCGUGGACUUUUCAAAGCAGAGAGACUUCAAGUACAAACCAUUGGAGUGGUGGACAUUCUCGGAGAACCCGGCCAACGUUGGUGGGUUGUUCCAUGUGAUGCCGUUGCUAAGCACUGAUGAUUUAGGUCGUUGUGGUUACGAUGCUCCACGUCUAUCAACUGGAAAAAUUCCAAAAUGCGACCCGGACUCCGAGUCGUUUUGCUGCAGUAACAGUGGUUAUUGUGGAAAGGGAGAGCAGUACUGCACGUGCCUCGGAUGCGUUGACUUCAAAGCGAAUCCUGGUUACGAAUAUUAA